This is a messenger RNA of Ziziphus jujuba (common jujube), 1758 nucleotides long. RefSeq lists its product as uncharacterized. The coding region runs from base 582 to 1493 and encodes 303 amino acids. The record is from RefSeq and is a predicted model, not a curated record. Gene Ontology annotation, biological process: mitochondrial respiratory chain complex I assembly; biosynthetic process. Lineage: Eukaryota; Viridiplantae; Streptophyta; Magnoliopsida; Rosales; Rhamnaceae. The transcript is spliced from 3 exons. Gene Ontology annotation, cellular component: mitochondrion.
AUUUAUCAUGAGAGCAUAUAGAAUGAAAACGUGGGUUGUGGUCUUAUCGGUUGGUCAUUGGAUUGAGGUUGCAAACAGACAACCGACAUUGUGAAGGUUCGGAUCCUAGUCUUUGCCAUCCUAUGUUCUUGUAUAAUUAUGUUACCAUCUCUUUAUAAUGAGAAAGAGAGAGACGCGACAGUCCUCAGAGUGAGUAAAGAAAAGAUGAUGAUGAUGAUGAGAGGGUAACGAACCAGCUGAGAUCGAUUAAAAUUAGAUUUGAGUGUUAAGAAUUCCUGAAGACGACGCAUUUUCUGCCGAAUCUUCUUGUGCAAAGUUUAACACCGCACGAGGCCUUCCUUUUCUGUCUCUUGAAGCCCUCCUGCCUCCUCCUGCAAAUUCCCCAACAUUGCUCUCUCGGUUUUCAGGAAUUUUAAGAUGGUUGGACAAAACAAAAGUUCAAAGAAAGAGUCGCCUCUUAGAUCUGCAUUACUGCAAACUCCCACAAGAGAAAAAGGAUUUAGUAGUUGCUUUGCCACAAGGUUGCCCUCAUGAGGACUGAUUAAGCGGAUGUUUUCAGAGGGUCCCCAGUGUGAAAUUUGAUGAAUGGUGCUUCUAGAUCCAGUAGCAUGCAAGCAGCUUUCUCAUACUGUGUACAGCAAGUGCGAAGUUAUGACUACCAUCACUACCUUUGCCUACUUGAACUGCCGUCUAGCAUGCGGAAGGCUGCAUUUGCACUUCGAGCCUUCAAUAUUGAAACUGCCAGAGCCAUGGAUAUUGCUUCUGAUCCUAGGGUUGGACUUAUGCGUCUGCUUUGGUGGCAAGAAGCCAUUGACAAAAUCUAUGCCAAAAAGCUAAUUGAGCACCCAACUGCACUGGCCCUUUCAUCAGUGAUAGAUGAGAACAAAUUUACAAAAACUUGGUUGAAAAGGUCUGUAGAAGCUCGGAUAAAUGAUGCAAAAAGAGAGAUUACUGACAUCCCAGGAAAAAUGGAAGAGUUGGAGAAAUAUGCAGAGGAUACUGCAUCAACUAUUCUUUACACGACACUUCAAGCCGGUGGUGUCUGCUCCACUGCAGCUGAUCAUGCUGCAUCACAUGUUGGUAAAGCGAGUGGCCUUCUGUUGCUAAUUAAGUCACUGCCCUACCAUGCUAGUCGCAACCGUCACUUUUCUUAUAUACCAAGUGAAGUUGCAGCCAAGCAUGGUUUGUUAGUUGUGCAGGGAGGUCAAACAGAAAUCCAUUUGGAUUCUCGUGAGAGCCUCUGUAAUGCAGUUUUUGAGAUGGCAUCAGUAGCUAAUGUGCAUUUGCAAAAGGCUCGUAACUUGUCUGGAACAAUACCGUCUGAGGCUCGUCCAGUGCUUCUGCCAGCUGUGGCUGCGCAAGUUCUAUUGGACUCCCUAAGUAAGGUGCAUUUUGAUGUAUUUGAUCCAAGGUUAGCAAGAGGGAUUCUGGGUGUGCCUCCGUUGUGGUACCAAUUGAAAUUGAAGUGGCAUUCAUGGAGGGGAAAAUACUGACAUUGUUUAUUUUUGGAUUUAGUUCAUGUACAAUAAGGGGAUGAUAUGCUAAUGCUUCUGCAUUGCCAACCCCAUGAGCAUGCCCUCUCUUUGUGCGUGGUUGUGGAAUUUUGAUAACUUGGUCCAACAGCAAGCUCAGAAGAGAGAUGAAAAUGGAGUUUUGAGCUCAUUUUACUUCACCCUAACUUGUAGGAUUUGUUGAUUACAAACCGGCAUGUAGAUUGGACUAGCUUGCCGAAUAAUAGAAUGUGGCUCAUUGGAACAA